Molecule: messenger RNA, 1945 nt
Organism: Fundulus heteroclitus (mummichog)
Lineage: Eukaryota; Metazoa; Chordata; Actinopteri; Cyprinodontiformes; Fundulidae
Gene: th2
Product: tyrosine hydroxylase 2
Exons: 12
Coding region: 265-1743 (492 amino acids)
Biological process (GO): dopamine biosynthetic process from tyrosine
Cellular component (GO): cytoplasm; perikaryon; axon
Molecular function (GO): tyrosine 3-monooxygenase activity; iron ion binding
Source: RefSeq, a predicted model, not a curated record
GACAGGAAAGGGGAAAAAUAGACAAUAUUUGGUUUAUUUUGAGUCUAUGACAUGUAUGUAACCCGACUUUGCUUGAAUGCAUCUGCACUCACCUGUUAAACUGGGGUUUUUCCUCUCCAAACACAACCACUUGUAGACCCAUAAUUAACACCAUGACGCACGGCGGGUCCCCAAACAGCCGCUCUCACGUGUUGCACUUGCGCAAUUUAUCUCCAUUAAACCGUGAGGAGCGCUUAUUUAACCCAACCUGCAGGAGGAGCGGGAAUGAAGGCGCACUGCCUGCCUGCUCCGGUGACCCACGAACCUGCAGCACAGAGCGGCCACAUGAAGACCGACGGCGCGGCGCAGACCCUCGGUGGAAGAAAGCAGAGCCUGAUCGAGGAUGCGCGCAGGGAGCGCAUCGGCAGCGGCUCCGCGGGGCCCUCACCGGGGCCCUCCAGGUUCGGAGACGGCCCCGUGUUCGAGGAGAAGGACGGCAGGGUGACCCUGAACGUCCUGUUCGCGCUCAGCAACGAGAAAAACUGCGGAUUUUUCCAAACAGGGAAAAUAUUUGAGACGUUUGAGGCCAAACUUCUCCACUUGGAGAGCCGGCCGAGGAGGAAGUCGAAGGAAGGACUUCCGGACCUGGAGUUCUUCAUGAGGUGUGAAGUCCACCGCUCGGACCUGGACGUGUUCAUCAACGCGCUGAAACGGGUCGCCGACGACGUCCGCUGUGUGCCCGAGGAAAAAGCUCCCUGGUUUCCUCGACAGAUAAAAGACCUCGACAGGUGCAACAUGCUGAUAACCAAAUUUGAUCCAGACUUGGACUGCGAUCAUCCUGGAUACAACGACUCAGAAUACAGAAAAAGACGAGCUGCCAUCGCCGAGCUUGCCUUUGGAUACAAACAAGGCGACCCGCUGCCCACGGUGGACUACACGGAACAAGAAAUAUCCACAUGGAGGAAGGUUUACCAGCAGCUGAGGAGCAUUUAUCCCAGUCUGGCCUGCAGGCAGUUCCUGGACAGCCUGCAGCAGCUGGAGGAGGAGUGUGGAUACGGAGAGGACCGCAUCCCUCAGCUCAAAGACGUGUCCGCCUUUCUGAAGGAGAAAACUGGUUUCCAGCUGCGUCCGGUCGCCGGUCUGCUCUCAGCCAGAGACUUUCUGGCCAGUUUGGCCUUCAGGGUCUUCCAGUGCACCCAGUACAUCCGACACGCGUCUUCCCCCAUGCACUCCCCAGAACCGGACUGCUGCCACGAGCUGCUUGGUCACAUCCCCAUGCUGGCAGACAAGGAAUUUGCACAGUUUUCCCAGGAGAUUGGACUUGCCUCACUUGGAGCUUCAGAUGAGGAGAUUGAGAAACUCUCAACGCUAUACUGGUUCACUGUGGAGUUCGGCCUCUGCAAGCAGAACGGAGAGGUGAAAGCUUACGGUGCAGGCCUCCUCUCCUCGUAUGGCGAGCUUGUUUACGCCCUGUCAAACGAGCCCGAGUACAGGCCGUUCAACCCAGAGGAGACGGCGGUGCAGCCGUACCAGGAUCAGACCUACCAGCCGGUUUACUUUGUGUCUGAAAGCUUUGAGGACGCAAAGAUGAAGCUGAGGAAAUACUCUGCAAGCAUCAAGCGUCCCUUUGUUGUUCGCUACGACCCUUUCACCUGCAACGUGGAGGUUCUGGACCAGCCGAGCAAGAUCCAGAACGCUUUGAGCCAGGUCAGAGAGGACCUGAGGACCCUCCACAGUGCCUUGGAGAAGCUCAGCUCCUCCUAAGACCAAAACCGGAUCAUCUGCAGCGAACAGGAACUUGAAGGGAGGCCAACUGAUCGUGAACCGGCCCGAGUAAACAUUCCCAAACCUAGAAAAUCCGACUGUAGUCAUCUUUUAUGGCCGUGCUCUUCUUUUAUGUGUGCAAAGUGUAAAGAUUGUGUAUAAAAGAAAAAAAAAGAAAGAAAUAAAUGUUUAUUUUCAUGAA